AUGGAGUUUCUUGAAAGAACUUAUCUUGUGAAUGACAAAGCCACCAAGAUGUACGCCUUCACGCUAGACAGCAUGGAACUCCAGCAGAAACCCUUGAAUAAAGAUCAACAUCCUGGAGAGAAGCCAGAGGAGCCAGAGUCAGGAGCCAUGUAUCACUGCCACAGCAACUCCAAGGCCACAGAGAACAGGGCAAAGGAGCAAGUCUAUGCCAAGUGGAAACUCUGUGCUGCUUCAGGAACAUGCUUAGUUUUCAUGAUUGCAGAGGUCAUCGGUGGACACAUUGCUGGGAGUCUUGCUGUCAUCACAGACGCUGCCCAUCUCUUAACUGAUCUGACCAGUUUCCUGCUCAGUCUCUUCUCCUUGGGGUUGUCAUCGAAACCCCCCUCCAAGCGGCUAACAUUUGGAUGGCACCGAGCAGAGAUCCUUGGUGCCCUGCUGUCCAUCCUAUGUGUCUGGGUGGUGACGGGUGUGUUGGUGUACCUAGCGUGUGAACGCCUGCUGUACUCCAAUUACCAGAUCCAGGCGACCGUGAUGAUCAUUGUUUCGAGCUGUGCGGUGGCAGCGAACAUUAUACUAAGUGUGAUUUUGCAGAGACACCCUGGCCACAAUCACAAAGAAGUGCAAGCUAAUGCCAGUGUCAGAGCUGCUUUUGUACAUGCCCUUGGAGAUCUAUUUCAGAGCAUCAGUGUGUUAACCAGUGCACUUAUUAUCUACUUUAAGCCAGACUAUAAAAUGGCUGACCCGAUCUGCACAUUUGUCUUUUCCAUCCUGGUUCUGGCCAGCACCAUCACUAUCUUAAAGGACUUCUCCAUCUUACUCAUGGAAGGUGUGCCAAAGAACCUGAGUUACAAUGGUGUGAAGGAGCUCAUUUUAGCGGUGGAUGGGGUGGUGUCUGUGCACAGCUUGCACGUCUGGUCGCUAACAAUGAACCAAGUGAUUCUCUCAGCUCACGUUACUGCAGCAGCCGGCCGGGACAGCCAGGUGGUUCGGAGAGAAAUCGCGAAAGCCCUCAGCAAGAGCUUUCCUGUGCACUCACUCACCAUUCAGAUGGAACCUCUAGCCGACCAAGACCCCGACUGCCGUUUCUGUGAAGAUCCCCUGGACUAG
Lagenorhynchus albirostris (white-beaked dolphin) is the source of this 1107-nucleotide messenger RNA. It is a transcript of the gene SLC30A8, whose product is annotated as solute carrier family 30 member 8. The record is from RefSeq and is a predicted model, not a curated record. Gene Ontology annotation, molecular function: zinc ion transmembrane transporter activity. Gene Ontology annotation, cellular component: plasma membrane. Gene Ontology annotation, biological process: response to zinc ion; response to glucose; zinc ion transmembrane transport. Lineage: Eukaryota; Metazoa; Chordata; Mammalia; Artiodactyla; Delphinidae.